GGCGCGCGCUACUCUGUGCGCUCCGUUACUCUGUGACUCCGUUAGAGCGCGAGCGAAGGGAUGGCAGCGGCGACGGUGCAGUCAAUGGCCAACCUGCCGAGCGGCAUCGGGAUCUGCACCACUGCGCCGGAGAUCUUCUACCUCCCCGAACUGAUAUUCGGUGGCUUGGUAUGGAUCCUGGUGGCCUCAACUUAUGUGCAGCCGGAGAACCCUCAGGGCUGGGUGAUGUUCGUCUCCGUGUUCUGUUUUGUCAUGACCUUCUUGUGGCUCAUUAUUUUCGCCUGUGGAGCACAUAAGAACAAAGGAGCCUGGGCCACUGCGGACUUUGUGUACCACCUCCUGGCAGCUAUGUUCUAUCUCAGUGCUUCGGUUCCUCUCGCCACCAUCACACUCAACAUGAAGAACAACACCAUGGUCUUUCCAGUGGACAGGUUCAGAUAUUAUCAAAUCGACAUCGCAGCAGUGGUCUUCUCCUACACUGCUACACUGUUCUACUUUGUUCACUGUAUUCUGUCUGCCAUCAGAUGGAAAUCGUUCUGAACAAACGCCAUGCCGUCUUGGUCUCCUCACUCCCUCACCUCUCUGAUCUGAUCCUUUCUUUCAGAUGAGUUUAGAUCAUUCUAAUCACAGAUUAUAGUUUAACAUAAUCAUUGUUUUAUGUAAAUUAAUUCUGUAUUAUAUUAACACAAAACGUUUUAUUUGGAAAUAAAAAAAAAAGAAAAAUUUUAUAAGAAAGUAAAAGACAUGGAUUAAAAAAAAAUCUUUGUACCUGAGAAGAAAUUAAUUUUUAUAUCAUUUUGACAGACUUUGGAGUAAGUAACAUGAUUUAAUAAAAGUUAUAUGCGUCUCUUUCUCUCUGUUUGUGUGUGCUUGUUUGUGUGUUUCACAACAAAGUCCCUGGUGUUGAUUUAACACUUACAGAAUGGAUUCGAGUCCAGCUAGAGCUCUAUAAAUACUUGUAAGGUCUUCAUUCUAGAGGUCGACAUAUUGUUUUUCUUCGUCCAUCUGAUU
Molecule: messenger RNA, 1011 nt
Organism: Clarias gariepinus (North African catfish)
Lineage: Eukaryota; Metazoa; Chordata; Actinopteri; Siluriformes; Clariidae
Product: myelin and lymphocyte protein-like
Exons: 4
Coding region: 61-540 (159 amino acids)
Biological process (GO): myelination
Cellular component (GO): membrane
Molecular function (GO): structural constituent of myelin sheath
Source: RefSeq, a predicted model, not a curated record